Messenger RNA from Larimichthys crocea (large yellow croaker), 2069 nucleotides. RefSeq names its product serine hydroxymethyltransferase, mitochondrial. Lineage: Eukaryota; Metazoa; Chordata; Actinopteri; Sciaenidae. The transcript has 12 exons. The record is from RefSeq and is a predicted model, not a curated record. Gene Ontology annotation, biological process: tetrahydrofolate interconversion. Bases 159 to 1805 code for a protein of 548 amino acids. Gene Ontology annotation, molecular function: glycine hydroxymethyltransferase activity; pyridoxal phosphate binding. Gene Ontology annotation, cellular component: mitochondrion; cytoplasm.
AUUGGAUAUUCACUAUUUGAAAAAUGUGAUUUCUUUGUGCAUUCAUAAUACAAAAUACAUCAUUAGAGACAGAACAGAAAGUGAUUUUUUACUAUCAAAUGGACUCCUUGCCUGUAAAGUGACUACAAUUGAUAAGAUAUGAAUUCUUCAAAGAACAGAUGGUUUACUGUUGUAGCCUGUUUUUUAUCAGUGACACAAAGUUCGCAUGUCCUUGGCCUCUCUCCAGUGCUGGUUUUACUUUCACCCUUUGCACCUUGAAAAGUUUCCUGUUUUCUCAGACCUCAGCAGUCACAGACAUGCUUUCUCUGUCUUUACGGCAAACCUUCCGGCCCCUUUUACUCAGGGCUUCAGGAUGUUUGGGCCGAGAGUGGCAGGUCACAUCGGAGUCAUGCAGGCGGGGCCUCAGCAGUGCCAGCGGGUGGACGGGACAGGAAAACCUGGCCCAGGAUGACCCAGAGAUGUGGAACCUCCUGCAGCAGGAGAAGGACAGGCAGUGUCGGGGACUGGAGCUUAUUGCAUCAGAGAACUUCUGCAGCCGUGCAGCACUUGAGGCCCUGGGCUCCUGUCUGAACAACAAAUACUCUGAAGGAUACCCAGGACAGAGGUAUUAUGGAGGUGCAGAGAUCGUAGACCAGAUUGAGCUGUUGUGUCAGAAGCGAGCACUCACCGCCUUUAGCUUGGACCCAAAUCAGUGGGGCAUCAACGUCCAGCCAUACUCCGGAUCCCCCGCUAACUUUGCAGCCUACACAUCUGUACUGCAACCUCAUGACCGUAUCAUGGGCCUGGAUCUGCCUGACGGAGGACACCUCACCCAUGGCUACAUGACAGACGCCAAGAGAAUCUCAGCCACCUCCAUCUACUUUGAAUCAAUGCCUUACAAGCUGGAUCCAAAAACAGGUACGAUAGAUUAUGACCAGCUGGAGAAGACAGCCCGACUCUUCAGACCCAGACUCAUCAUAGCAGGAACCAGCGCCUAUGCUCGCCUCAUCGACUACGCUCGCAUAAAGAAGCUGUGUAUGGAGCUUAAUGCCUACCUGCUGGCAGACAUGGCUCAUAUCAGUGGCCUGGUGGCAGCAGGAGCUGUUCCCUCUCCUUUCCAGCACGCUGACCUAGUCACCUCCACUACCCAUAAGUCCUUGCGUGGAGCCAGGGCCGGUCUGAUCUUCUACCGGAAAGGUGUGCGGUCUGUAGAUAAGAAAGGUCGGGAGGUGACCUAUGAUCUCCAGGACAGGGUGAACUUUGCUGUGUUCCCAUCACUUCAGGGAGGACCUCACAACCACGCCAUUGCUGCGGUGGCCAUUGCUCUCAAACAGGCUUCCACUCCCAUGUUCAAACAGUACAUCGCUCAAGUACUGCUGAAUGCCAAGUCCAUGGCUAACGCUCUGCUGAAGAAAGGCUUCACCUUGGUGUCAGGUGGAACAGACAACCACCUGGUCUUGGUUGACCUUCGACCUCGUGGGAUGGAUGGGGCUCGAGCUGAGAGAGUUCUGGAGCUGGUGUCCAUCACCGCCAACAAGAACACCUGCCCCGGAGAUAAGAGCGCUCUGACUCCAGGAGGACUCAGACUCGGAACUCCGGCUCUGACAUCCCGACAGUUCAAGGAGGCAGACUUUGAAAAGGUUGUGGAGUUUAUUGAUGAAGGGAUUCAGAUCGCACUGGAUGUGAAGAAGAAGACUGGAAACCUGGCGAGUUUCAAGUCCUUCCUGCUGCAAGACCCAGAGACAGUGUCACGCAUCGCAGAGCUCCGCCAUCGGGUGGAGCUAUUUGCCAGGCCCUUCCCCAUGCCCGGAUUCACUGACCACUAAUAACACCACACAGAGAAAGGCAGUUUCCCCACCACAUCAUGGACAUAUCCUGUAUCCUUUACAGUACAACUCCUCUAAUGUAACAGUCGCCAUGGAAACAAGCAUUGUGUCAGUGUCAGUUGAAUCUUCAGGUCAGUGUGCAGCUGGUCAUUUCUACACAGUUACAUUUCCAAACUAAUGUCAAUGUAUCAGCCAGACAAUGUGAAAAAUGUGAUAUGAUGUAUCAAUGUAUCAAAGUCUGAUGAAUAAAAAGUCAUAUUAUCA